Amphibalanus amphitrite is the source of this 1651-nucleotide messenger RNA. Its product is annotated as GTP-binding protein REM 1-like. Gene Ontology annotation, cellular component: plasma membrane. The coding region runs from base 148 to 1203 and encodes 351 amino acids. NCBI's taxonomy places the organism in Eukaryota, Metazoa, Arthropoda, Thecostraca, Balanomorpha, Balanidae. Gene Ontology annotation, molecular function: calcium channel regulator activity; GTPase activity; GTP binding. The record is from RefSeq and is a predicted model, not a curated record. The transcript has 5 exons.
UCGGUGCGGGCGCCAGCCGCCAGUAGAACCACCAGACCGCCCGCAUCGGACCGUCCCGCGUGAGUCGCUACCAGCGCCGCCGUGUGCCGAUCAGUGUCGGUGGGAUAGACCAGUGCAGAACACAUCCAGCAGACAGCAGCGUCAGCCAUGACCUGCGGCGAGAGCUCCAGCUGCCAGGAGGUGAAGCGGUCACAGUCGUGCCGCAGCCCGGCCUCCUCGAUCGCCAGCCGGAGGAAGAUCUCGCUGGUGCACUUCAGCCCGGUGCCGCAGACGGAGGUGGACCGCGACUGCCUCCAGUUUGACGAGCCCGCCGAGCGGCUGAGAAACUUUGUGUCCACCAAACGGGGAAGGAUUGUCAAUCGCGGCGACAGCUUCCGCCGAGAGCGCCGCAAGUCCAGUCUCAAGAAGGAGGAGCUGGUGAACGCCAUCGCUGCCGAGCAGAGGCGCGAUGACGAGUCAAACCUGCUGACCCGCUCGGUGACAAUGCCGGCCAUGCCGGACCCGCUGCGGCCCGCUGCUGACGAGGAGAGGCGCGUCCUCCUGCUGGGAGCUGUCGGAGUCGGCAAGACGGCUCUGGGCCGCCAGUUCCUCACCUCCGAGUACACCAUGGCCUACGAGCAGACAGUUGACUAUGACCAGACUCCGAGCCAAGUAAAUGUGUGUCUGGACGGCGUCGAGACGGAACUCACCGUCGAGAAGAGGACCAGCUCAAUUCUGGAGAUGCCCGACGAGGCGGCCAUCCGUACUCACGACGCCAUCAUCGUCGUGUACAGCGUGACGGACGCCGGCUCGUUCGGCGCCGCGCGCGGCCUCUGCCUCCGCAUCUCGGAGAUGUCCGCGCGCCGGCCCGUCAUCGUGGUGGCCAACAAGUGCGACCUGGUCCGCCUGCGCAAAGUCUCCUCCAAAGAGGGUCGAUCGCUGGCCGUUCAGUACGGCUACAAGUACAUCGAAACCUCGGUGGUCAUCAACUCAAACAUCGACGAGCUGCUGGCCGGGAUCGUGGCGCAGAUCCGCUUCUACCGUCAGUUCGAGGAGCUCGACGGUGCGGAGGACCGCGCCAAGCUGGAGCGGCUGCGCCAGAGACGCGAGAAGAGGAUCAAGUCGCGCACCCUGCCCUCCACCAUCGUCAAGGAGAUCUUCCACAAGGUGAUCGGCCAGAAGGCGGCCGAGUCGCGCUCCUGUCAGAACCUGCUCAUUGUUUGAAACUCGCCGUGUUGGAGUGCCGCUCAGCUGCUGUUAUCAUGUGCUUCUCAUCGCCAGUUGAACUCAUUGAGUCAUACGGACAUACGAACAAUUGGUGUUGCGGAACAAUGUCUACGAAAUCGUCGCAUGCUCAUGAUAUUGUGUAGAGUAUUUUGACUGUGUAUGUAUUUAUGACAGUAGGUUAUAUAUAGUGUUUUACAUGCCCUGUCUUUAUUUAUUUAUUCAUAUAAGGUCAGAUUUCGUACGUCGUUUACUUGUUCGGCAACUGAGUUGUGUCGUACGACGUUUCUUUUGUGUAACUUGACAUCCACCAUAAGUUUUUGAUGAUAGGUUACUUAUCGUUGUGUUUUGAAUCAUGCUGUUUUUGUUUGUGCCCCUGCGUGCGAUCAUAUAAGUUAUUUGUCUCCACGCUUGCUUACCUGGGUGGUAAUAUAUCAGUACGGAUGAC